Prunus mume (Japanese apricot) is the source of this 1722-nucleotide messenger RNA. The record is from RefSeq and is a predicted model, not a curated record. NCBI's taxonomy places the organism in Eukaryota, Viridiplantae, Streptophyta, Magnoliopsida, Rosales, Rosaceae.
ACCAGGGUUUUAGAUUGUGGUGAAAUGAAACCCCAAAAACCCCAAAUGGCAUGGCACCUUUAGCCCUAUGCCCUUAGCAUGGCCUUAGCUUCCAGUCUUUGCUUUUCUUCCUCUGUCGGAGCUCCGCUUCCUAUCAGCAUCAUCCUCGGCCCAAAAGGAGGCUCCAAGCGAAGGGCAAAAUGGAAAUGGGAGUGUGCUGGUCAAGGACACAAGUGAGAGCAGCGAAGAAACAAUGGUGCGUGUUGAGCUCCACAAGGAACCCACUGAAGCUAUUUUGUGCGCAAUGCAUGAAUUGGGGCUUGCGUCGCGAAAACCGUUCAAGAAAUGUGCUAGAGUUGUUGGAGAGGUUCUAGGAAAAUUUCAUCCUCAUGGUGACACUGCUGUGUAUGAUUCUUUGGUGUGAAUGGUUCAGAUGCGGAAUCCAAAGGAAGUUGAAAAGAUGAGUGCCAUGAAUUUUACAAGAAAACUUGUAGUGAGCUCUUGGAUCCAGUUGCAUACACUCACUUCACCACUGAGGUACUGAAAUGGGUGAGGUGGAGUUCAGGAGUGUUCUUUAUAUUCCUGGAAUGGGGCCUCUUAACAACGAGGAUGUUGUCAAUGCAAAAACAAAGAAUAUAUGUUUGUAUGUGAAAUGGAUAUGUAUCUCAGAUGAUUUUGAUGGUGAACUGUUUCCUCGACACCUAAGCUUUGUUAAGGGUGUGGUGGAUUCGAAUGAUCUUCCUCUAAAUGUUUCUCAAGAGAUUCUUCAAGAAAGUCGAAUUGUAAGGAUUAUGAGAAAGCAACUCAAACGGAAAACAUUUGACAUGAUUCAAGAGAUCUCUGAGAGUGAAAAUAGAGAGGAUUACAAGAAGUUAUGGGAGAACUUUGGCAGGUUUCUAAAGUUAGGAUGCAUCGAGGACUCAGCAAAUCACAAGUGCAUAACCCCCUUGUUGCGGUUCUACUCUUCAAAAAGUGAGGAAUAACUGAUUAGCUUAGAUGAUUAUGUUGAGAACAUGCCUGAGAACCCGAAUGCAAUCUAUUACUUGGCAGCAGACAGUCUGAAAAGUGCUCGAUUCUUGGCAAAGUUGGUUCAGAAAGAUAUUGAGGCUGCUUGCAAGAAGGCCCCUGACAGCACAGAUGCCAAGAGAGCCCAGCUGAAUUGGGAAACAAGAUAUACGAGAUGAUGGCAAUGGCCCUUGGAGGAAGAUGGGGUAGUUUGGAAGAUGAGGAGGCAAAGACGGAGGUAUGCAGCAAAACUGUCUGAUGUAAGUGCUGGUGAAGCCUUGGAAACACAAGUAAUUGAACCAUUAGAAGUGAAGGCAGAGAGCGAUCCAUGGAAUGAUUUAAUGUCUUCAAGAGAUUAUCCUUUAGAUAAACAUUUUGGCAAUAUUUUAUUUACCUUUACAAGAAAGCAUAAGGUUGCUAACUUGCUGUGGAGGAAAUAUACUUCUUGUGGACUUCAUGCUUUUACCAAUUUCCACCGUACGAAAAACAAUUCAAUAUUCUCAGAUACAGGGGACACUUAAAAUAUUAUCAGUGCUCAAUACAUGAAUUCGGAAGACGAUGGCGAUCUAUCUUCAAGCACAAAAUCCAGUUGUACAUUCAUCCUCAAGUAUGUAACAAGUCUGAAUCUUCACAAAUGCAAAAGCAGAGGGCUCUUCAAGCUCAAAAUGUAGUGAUUGAAAUUAAAAUUAUGUUUCCACCAACUCUGCAGAAUAUCCAGGGCUUUCCCUUUCAAUGCAA